This is a messenger RNA of Gaeumannomyces tritici R3-111a-1, 609 nucleotides long. RefSeq lists its product as hypothetical. NCBI's taxonomy places the organism in Eukaryota, Fungi, Ascomycota, Sordariomycetes, Magnaporthales, Magnaporthaceae. Gene Ontology annotation, cellular component: cytoplasm. The transcript is spliced from 3 exons. Gene Ontology annotation, molecular function: ubiquitin protein ligase binding. The record is from RefSeq and is a predicted model, not a curated record. Gene Ontology annotation, biological process: regulation of proteolysis; proteasome-mediated ubiquitin-dependent protein catabolic process. Bases 1 to 609 code for a protein of 202 amino acids.
AUGGCGAUGGACGACCCGAAAAUGAUAUCCGCUCUCGAGCAGAUGCUGGAUAGUAGGAAGUAUACGGACCUUGCCAUACAAUCCAAGAACUCUCGGGUUGAAGUGCAUCGAGUCAUCCUGUGCGCGCGCUCCCCGUGGUUCGACCGAGACGCAGUAACGAACACAAUCCAUCUUCCGGAUGUCGACAUGUCAGAUCUCAAGAUGGUCAUCGACUUCGCCUACACCGGGAAAUACUGCGUACUUAAAUGGCUUGACAUUACGCCGGGCCCCGUUCAUGCCAUGAAUAUACACUCCGACAUAUUCUUCUUGGCAAGAAAGCUCGAGAUGCGAGAACUAGAGGUGGAGUGUUCGAAGAACUUCCGAAAUGCCGCCAAAGAAGUGGACGCAGAGGACGCAGAGUACUCCUUCUACAUGCUCCCAACCCUAGUGUACAGUGUCUACGGAUCGGGAGACUUAUAUAAAGACGACAAGUUCCUCAAGGAUGGCCUCUGCAUGUUCUUGCACAAUCACCGAGGCAACAAGGAACUUUGGGCAGAGCUGCAACCACUCCUCCAGGAAUAUGGUAAUCUCGCUGUUGAUCUCCUGACCUAUGACUGGAAUAGGGACUAA